UAGUGGGCGGACCGCGCGGCUUCAGGUGUGAGGUUCCGAGCCCGGGUUGGGGGGGCGGAGGCGGCUCCUGCGAUCAAAAGGGACCGGAGACUCACCGGCCGCGCGCCAUGAAGGCCCUCUGGGUGCUGGGCCUCUGCUGCGUCCUGCUGACCUUCGGGUCGGUCCGAGCCGACGAUGAGGUCGAUGUGGACGGCACCGUGGAGGAGGACCUCGGGAAAAGCCGAGAAGGCUCGAGGACGGAUGAUGAAGUGGUACAGAGAGAGGAAGAAGCUAUUCAGUUGGAUGGAUUAAAUGCAUCGCAAAUAAGAGAACUUAGAGAGAAAUCUGAAAAGUUUGCCUUCCAAGCUGAAGUUAACAGGAUGAUGAAACUUAUCAUCAAUUCAUUGUACAAAAAUAAAGAGAUUUUCCUGAGAGAACUGAUUUCAAAUGCUUCAGAUGCUUUAGACAAAAUAAGACUAAUAUCACUGACGGAUGAACAGGCUCUUUCUGGAAAUGAGGAAUUAACAGUCAAAAUUAAGUGUGACAAGGAGAAGAACCUGCUGCAUGUCACAGACACUGGUGUGGGGAUGACCAGGGAAGAGUUGGUUAAGAACCUUGGGACCAUCGCCAAGUCUGGCACAAGUGAAUUUUUGAACAAAAUGACCGAGGCACAGGAAGAUGGCCAGUCAACGUCAGAAUUGAUCGGCCAGUUUGGUGUUGGUUUCUAUUCUGCCUUCCUUGUGGCAGAUAAAGUUAUAGUCACAUCAAAACACAACAAUGAUACCCAGCACAUCUGGGAGUCUGACUCCAAUGAAUUUUCUGUAAUUGCUGACCCAAGAGGAAACACUUUAGGACGGGGAACGACAAUUACCCUUGUCUUAAAGGAAGAAGCAUCCGAUUACCUUGAAUUGGAUACAAUUAAAAAUCUUGUCAAGAAAUACUCACAGUUCAUAAACUUCCCUAUUUAUGUGUGGAGCAGCAAGACCGAAACAGUUGAGGAGCCCGUAGAGGAAGAGGAAGCAGCAAAAGAGGAGAAGGAAGAAUCGGACGAUGAGGCUGCGGUAGAAGAAGAGGAAGAAGAGAAGAAACCAAAAACCAAAAAGGUUGAAAAGACAGUCUGGGAUUGGGAACUUAUGAAUGAUAUCAAACCAAUAUGGCAGAGACCAUCAAAAGAAGUAGAAGAAGAUGAAUACAAAGCUUUCUACAAAUCAUUUUCAAAGGAAAGUGAUGACCCCAUGGCCUAUAUCCACUUUACUGCUGAAGGGGAAGUUACCUUCAAAUCCAUUUUAUUUGUGCCCACAUCUGCUCCACGUGGUCUGUUUGACGAAUAUGGAUCUAAGAAGAGUGAUUACAUUAAGCUCUAUGUGCGCCGAGUUUUCAUCACGGACGACUUCCAUGACAUGAUGCCCAAGUACCUGAAUUUUGUCAAGGGUGUUGUGGACUCAGAUGACCUACCCUUGAACGUUUCCCGUGAAACUCUUCAGCAGCAUAAGCUGCUCAAGGUGAUUCGGAAGAAGCUUGUCCGUAAAACUCUGGACAUGAUCAAGAAAAUUGCUGAUGAGAAAUACAACGACACUUUCUGGAAGGAAUUCGGUACAAACAUCAAGCUUGGUGUUAUUGAAGACCAUUCUAAUCGCACACGUCUUGCUAAGCUGCUCCGAUUUCAGUCUUCCCAUCACCCAACUGAUAUUACUAGUCUUGACCAGUAUGUGGAAAGAAUGAAGGAAAAACAGGACAAGAUCUACUUCAUGGCUGGGGCCAGCAGGAAAGAGGCCGAGUCUUCUCCAUUUGUUGAACGACUUCUGAAAAAGGGCUAUGAAGUCAUUUACCUCACAGAACCUGUGGAUGAAUACUGCAUUCAGGCCCUCCCCGAGUUUGAUGGGAAGAGGUUUCAGAAUGUGGCCAAGGAAGGGGUGAAGUUUGACGAAAGUGAGAAAACAAAAGAGAAUCGUGAGGCCACUGAGAAGGAAUUUGAGCCUCUGCUCAACUGGAUGAAGGACAAAGCCCUCAAGGACAAGAUUGAAAAGGCUGUGGUGUCCCAGCGCCUGACAGAGUCUCCUUGCGCACUGGUGGCCAGCCAGUACGGGUGGUCCGGGAACAUGGAACGGAUCAUGAAAGCCCAGGCCUACCAGACGGGCAAGGACAUCUCCACAAAUUACUACGCCAGUCAGAAGAAGACGUUUGAAAUCAACCCCAGGCAUCCACUCAUCAGAGACAUGCUCCGGCGAGUUAAGGAAGAUGAAGAUGACAAGACGGUUUUGGAUCUCGCUGUGGUUUUAUUUGAGACGGCGACACUUCGGUCAGGAUAUUUGUUACCGGACACUAAGGCCUACGGAGAUAGGAUAGAAAGAAUGCUUCGGCUCAGUUUGAACAUUGACCCUGAUGCCAAGGUGGAAGAAGAACCCGAGGAACCUGAAGACGCCGCGGAGGACACCACGGAGGACACCGAGCAAGACGAGGAGGAAGAGGUGGAUGCAGGGGCGGAUGAAGAGGAACAGGAACCAACAGAGAAAUCGACAGCUGAAAAGGAUGAACUGUAAAUUCUAUUCACCAUUUGGAUCCUGUGUGGAGAGGGAAUAUGAAAUUGAAGUCAUUUCUUUUGGGAGAGACUUGUUUUAGAUGCUCCCCCAGCUCCCUCCUCCCCUGCACUGUAAAAUGUUGGGAUUUUGGGUCACAGGAAAAAGUGGGUUUUUUUAGUUUAAUUUUUUUUAACAUUCCUCAUGAAUGUAAAUUUGUACUAUUUAACUGACUUCUUGGUGUAAAAUCUUGUCAUGUGUAAAAAAAUAAAAAAGGUCCCAAA
Molecule: messenger RNA, 2779 nt
Organism: Ochotona curzoniae (black-lipped pika)
Lineage: Eukaryota; Metazoa; Chordata; Mammalia; Lagomorpha; Ochotonidae
Gene: HSP90B1
Product: heat shock protein 90 beta family member 1
Exons: 18
Coding region: 108-2519 (803 amino acids)
Biological process (GO): protein folding
Molecular function (GO): ATP hydrolysis activity; ATP-dependent protein folding chaperone; ATP binding
Source: RefSeq, a predicted model, not a curated record